This is a messenger RNA of Cercospora beticola, 831 nucleotides long. RefSeq names its product M50 family metallopeptidase. Lineage: Eukaryota; Fungi; Ascomycota; Dothideomycetes; Mycosphaerellales; Mycosphaerellaceae. The record is from RefSeq and is a predicted model, not a curated record.
AUGGCUCCCUCAGCUCUCCUUCCAUCCCUCGAUCCAGAUGGCUUCCCAAUCUUCCAGCCCGAGACGAUCCAGUCGCAGCAUCACCACCUUCUACGACGCGACCUUUCCGUCAACCAAACGCAAGCCGUCACUGUCGGAAUCAUAGGUGUUUAUGUGGUGGUCAUCGCGCUGUUAUGGAAUAUUCCUUAUGUGAGGAAUGUGCUCUGGCCGUUUAAGAUGCUGACGAUCGCCUUUCACGAAUUUGGUCAUGCUUUCGCAGCGAAAUUGACUGGUGGCAAAGUCGAAUCCAUCGAACUGAAUCCGAACGAAGGCGGCGUGACGAGGAUGCGAGGCGGGAAAGGAGCGAUCACUCUCCCCGCAGGCUAUCUCACCUCCUCCCUGAUUGGGGCUCUCCUAAUCUUCGCCGGCUUCAACAUCGUCGCCUCCAAAAUCGCCUCCUUCGUCCUCGCAGCCUGUUUCCUCUUGACUCUAUGGUGGGCUCGCAAAGACUGGCUUACGAUCAUCACGAUACUUCUUGCUACCGGCCUCCUAGUGGCCUGCUGGUUCAUCGCUCACGCCCAAGCUCUCCGUUUCGUGGUGCUCUUCAUUGGAACCAUGUCUUCACUUUACAGCGUCUGGGAUAUUUGCGACGAUUUGAUCUUGAGAAAGGUCAAUUCUUCUGAUGCGGUGCAGUUUGCGAAGCGCUAUGGUGGGAGCUCGAGGUGCUGGGGCGUGAUUUGGAGUUUGGUGAGUGUGUGCUUCAUGGCCGUGGGGAUCAUCGCGGGGAUUGCGGCUUUCAGGCAGGAUUGGAAGCAGCAGGAGAAGGAUUCGAAGGGCUUUAUCCCGACGUGA